Salvelinus fontinalis (brook trout) is the source of this 3836-nucleotide messenger RNA. RefSeq names its product glucocorticoid modulatory element-binding protein 1-like. NCBI's taxonomy places the organism in Eukaryota, Metazoa, Chordata, Actinopteri, Salmoniformes, Salmonidae. Bases 385 to 2352 code for a protein of 655 amino acids. Gene Ontology annotation, molecular function: RNA polymerase II cis-regulatory region sequence-specific DNA binding; DNA-binding transcription activator activity, RNA polymerase II-specific. The transcript has 10 exons. Gene Ontology annotation, cellular component: nucleus. Gene Ontology annotation, biological process: positive regulation of transcription by RNA polymerase II. The record is from RefSeq and is a predicted model, not a curated record.
CUGGGGUUGCGAAUGAUCGUGAAUCUUUGCGCCCCAAUAUGUUGUACAAUAAAGUCGAGAUCAAUUGUUGUGCGGCGCCUGUACGAACAGACAGGCCUGUGUCACUGGUCCACAAAAUUAAAUAUUCAAUUGCUAAAGCAGGUCGUAACCCGAACGUCAGUGAAAUAAGUGAUGAUUGCUGUCAAAUUUUUUUUUUACAGCGACUGAUUGUCAACAGGCUUGUGUUUUAUGUUUGACCUAUUUUUGGGGAAGCAGCAUGCAUGACUGGCGAGCCGCGCUAUAUCUCAGGAAGUGUAACUGCACGAAGUGCGCAUGCCCAGCAGCUUGUAGGGAUGUAUUCGACUUCGUAAAAACGCUGGGCCUUCGGUAGGCUACACUGGGAGGAUGGCACAAACCGAGGUGACAACGGUCUCCAUGGGGGACCUGGUGGUGGUGAAGGCUACUGAUGAAGAGAAUGGUGAUGAUGAGGACAGCAACACACAGGUCAUCCUCCAGCUACAACCAAUCACAGCAGGUAUGGAUGAGUCAGGAGAGACAGACACAGCUGUGGAGGCAUACCCAGAAGAAGCCACAGUUGAUGGGGAGGAGGUAGAGCUGGGUUAUCCCAUCACAUGUGGAGAGUGUAAAGCUGUGCUGCUGGUCAAGAAGUUUGUCUGUCCUGGAAUAAACGUCAAAUGUGUCAAGUAUGAAGACCAACUGAUCAGUCCCAAGCAGUUUGUCCGCAUGUCUGGGAAGGCUACACUGAAGGACUGGAAAAGAGCUAUCCGGAUGGGAGGGGUCAUGCUCAGGAAGAUGAUGGACUCGGGGCAGCUAGACUUCUAUGAACACAGCACUCUGUGCACCAACACGUGUCGUAGUACCAAGUUUGACCUACUGAUCAACAACACACGCUUCCCCCCUGAUGGCAGCGGACUCACCACACCCAUCUCCUCACAAGCCCAGGUGGUGAUAGGUAAUGGUGGCCAGGUUGCCAUGACAACAGAGGAGCGGUCAGAGAUUCUGACCGGAACAGUGGAGUGGAGUUCAGGGGCUGUAGCCAUGGAGACAGAGAAGAAGGAAACCAGUGAGAUAUCAGAGGAGACGUUGAACUUCUGGAAAGGCAUAGCUGACGUGGGCCUGAUGGGGGAGGUGGUAGACAACAUCAGGACAGAGCUGUUGGAGAUGCUGAGAGGAGUGCAGCUACGCAGCGAGCAGGCUGCCCUGCAGGACGCGGAUUCCUGUCUGGUAGAGGUGGCAGUGUUGAGUAACCUGGCCCAGGUGUUUGGCCUGCUGGACUCGGUCAAACACAUCCUGAACGUAAGGAGAGAACAGACUGACCCUGGAGAGGAGCAGGUCAUUAGCACACUGACCAACCUGGAGCUGCAGCUGGAGGAACAGAGACGACAGCAGCACUUCAGAGCUCAGCUCUGCCACCCCCAGCCCCACAACAACAUCAGUCACACCCCAGGAGGCAAACCCACUAAGCCCAAGGCCAAACGACCUCGCUUGCAGCGGCCAGCCUCCACCACCCUCCUCUCCUCUUCCCUCUACCAGCCCCAGACAGCCACCCUGCAGCCCCAGCAGUUCACUGUACUUUCCCCCAUUUCAUUCUCUUCCAUGGGCCAGCCCUUCUCCCUGUCCGGCUUGUCUGGCCUGUCAGGCCUCUCCAUGGCCACGCUGGGUCAACAGAACAACACGGUGACCCUCCACACCCUACCCGCUGGCGCCCAGACCUUCACCCAAUACAUCACCACCAUGGUUGGGGCCGACGGCAAGACAGAGACCCUGACCCUCCAACCGUCCCAAGGGCUGACGCUGGUGGGCACCACCCUCCAGGACCCAAGUCAGCUGGGAGGAACCAUGAUGAGUCCCUUGGAGCUGGUCCAACUCACCCAGGGAGAGGUGACCGUCAGUGGGGAGAUGAUGGUUGAGCAGCCCAUGGGCCAAGUUGUGGAGAGUGGGACAAUGGUACUCCACCAGGAGGGGAUGGUACAGGAGGGAUUGGUGGAGGGAGUAGAGGACAAGAGCCAGGCACAAACGACCGUGACCGAGAUCGACCCUGCACCGGGCGACCAGACCAUGGGGGCGGUGAUGGAGCUACAGCUGGCCCAAGAAGGAAAGGCUGAGGUUGGGGAGGAGGGUUUCGCCAUGGUCGUCCAUGGUGGGAUGGAUGUGACCAUGGUCUCGGAGGAGGGGAAGGGAGGGGAGGGAAUGGUGGUUCAGGGGGAGUCAGAGAAUGCCCAGGGGGAUGUUCUCGAAGCUGGGCAGCAGAGCCAGGUAGAGGGGGUAGAGCUGGAUGCUAACGGGCAGAUCUCAUGCCUAAGGAUAAUGGUGAUCGAGGAGGAGACUCAGGAAGAGGACAAGGCUAAAUGACCCAGCUCUGCUCUGCAGACAGAGACAAUACCCUCUCCUCUCCAUGUUGCCAUGUGAGACAGUAGGGAUGGACUAGCCUGGUUCCAGAUAUGUUUGUGCUGUCUUGCCAACUCUCUGUGACUGAUCAUAAGAGCUGGCAAAACAGCACAUACAGAGGGUGGACUCAUAGAUAGAACAUAAAAGAGCAUGCAGGCAUACUUGUGGUGUGAGUAAGUGUUUGGAGUAUGCUAUUUACACAGAGAGCUGCCAAAGACCUAGCCUUCUUAAGCUGUGGUCCUUAGCAGCUAGGUAUUUUGAUACCUUAGCAGCUAGGUAUCAAAAUGACAACGCAGCCAGGCACGGUAUCUGAUGUUGUUUGUUUUGUAACAUGUGUGUUACCCUUUUGGUGUGUGUGUGUGGCUAGAGGUCUACUGUGGGAUGACAGCAACAGUUCUAAAACAAUAAAGUCUGCUCUAUAUUUUUUUCAUUAAAUAGAAAGCAUACCACUCCUCCGCUGUGCAGCUUUUGGGAUGAAGUCUUUUCUGCAGUUUUUGUAAAACAAAACAAAGAUAAUUUGUUGAGCUCACUGUUGUCAGUUCUGUGAAUCGACACUUAUUGUACUCUUCACUGGAAGCCUUUUAUUUUCAAGAUUUGCAUAAUUUUUCACGUGAUUGUCUGUAUGGUGAGAAAUGCAGUAGAUGUACAGUAUCAGUCAAAAGUUUGGACACACCUACUCAUUCAAGGGUUUUUCUUUAUUUUUUUACUAUUUUCUACAUUAGAGAAUAAUAGUGAAGACAUCAAAACUUUGAAAUAACACAUAUGGAAUCAUGUAUUAACCAAAAAAGUGUUAAACAAAUCAAAAUAUAUUUGAGAUUCUAGAAUAAUAGUGAAGACAUCAAAACUAUGAAAUAACACAUAUGGAAUCAUAAUCAAACCUUUGACUGGUACUGUAUAUGCAAGUUCCAUAGAGAACAACACAUUUCUCUCCAUUGCAAUUUCUUUCUCUGUUUAUGAUGUUUAGUGUGUGGUUAUUUUGCCUCACAUGUUUAAUAGACAGAAAUGGACCUAAAGUUAAAGUAUGACUAAGAUGGUUAUUUAUGUAAGUCAAAGUAGAAUAACAGGGUCUCUAAUGUCAAGCUGAACAAAAUGCUGUUAACACUUUAGGAAGGGGGUAUACAUACGGCAUUCAUUACACCUUUACCCAAACCGCUGCCCAGCCUAGAACAAAUAACAAAAGUUAUUACUUUGUUUUCUUUACUCAUAAUAACAUGCAGAGUUCCAUUAUCCUGAUCGCUUUCAGACACAGAAGUGCGGUGUUGAGACAGAAAUUAAUAAAUCCAUUCAAUUAUUUUGGUCAAUGAAUGUGAACAAACUUGCAGGGUAUUUAUAGUUAACUAAUAUAUCUGUAAUGGCCUGUUCUAUAGUUAACUUUUCAAGCCUUGAGUAAACAGGUUAUUUCCAUAAUGACUUUGUAAUGUGUUUUAAUAUUAAAAUUAAUAUUGGUG